AUGUUGGCGUACCUGUGGAAAUGUUGCUCGGCGGUUCAUUCAGUUCUAAUCUACUUUCUAUAUGGCUCAUUUGGCUUCCUUUCUCGCCUAGUACCUCCGUUCAUCAGAAACUCUUCGUCCACAGGUGAAGAGCCUGACGAUCUUGAGCGGUGCGGACGCCCUCAAUUGAAUGAUUCUCCAGCCAUCGCAAAGAACAACGUUUUGGGACUAAAUGAAGAGGAUCAGGUCUUUCCCGGCGGAAUAGCAGAUCUGGUUCCCUAUGAACCUCGUUGCAAUGAAACAUUGAGCCAAGGCUCAACCUCAUUGAUAGUAAGAACGAAACCGGGUGUCGUCGUCAAAUGCCCCAGGUACUCGUGGUGGCAUUCUAAAGCAGCGGAUGCCCACCCCUUUGUCAAGGACAUUAAGCGCAGUUUCGAGGUUGAAGAGCAACUUUUGGAUAUCUUAGGGGCACACCCUAGAAUAAUACGCUAUAUUGGUGUCUCAGAGGAGCCUCGUGGAUUACUCUUCGGAGAAGCUAGCGAUGGUAAUCUGCAAGCCUACAUUGACCAGCAUGAUGCUAUUGAUCUAGGCCUUCGAUUGAAGUGGUGUCGCCAGGCAGCGGAACCCGUUCACUAUAUCCACCAGAAAGGCGUCAUUCAUUCCGACCUGCGGCCAGAGAAUUUCUUAUUACACUCCGACUCCAAAGGCAAGCUCGAUCUUCUACUCUGUGAUUUUGGGGGAUCGACAAGCGGUGACAUGGAUGGUGGACAUCUUCCCGACUCGGGCUUUUUCGAUCCCUGCAGACCAUGGGUGUCAACAGAGGCUGUGGACAUAUUCAGUCUCGGGUCGAUUUUCUACACGAUAAUGACCGGCCAUUGGCCCUACAAGUCUCCUGGGCCAUUCAAAUCCGUGGCAGAGAAGGACGACUACGACGAACUGGUAGACACCCUCUUUGCAUCUCAGAAAUAUCCUCCGGUUGAUACUCUACCUGGUGGUACCGUGAUGCAAGGAUGUUGGACAGAACAAUACGGCGAUAUGGGGGCGCUUAUUCGAGAUCAAGUUUUGUCUUUUGGUGAGAUAGACGUCAACGGUACACAUGCUGAAAUAAAUCUACAUUAG
Messenger RNA from Penicillium olsonii, 1098 nucleotides. NCBI's taxonomy places the organism in Eukaryota, Fungi, Ascomycota, Eurotiomycetes, Eurotiales, Aspergillaceae. The record is from the annotation of a GenBank genome assembly.